AGCCACCCUCGUUAACAAGUUUGAUAAUUUACCCGGCUCGUUCCUGCCGGAGGGAUCUGAACGCAGCGCGGCUCCUCCCGACCCCGCAACGCCGUUCGCAGCCCCACCGCCCCGCAUCGUAACCCCGCACCAUGCCGGCCCUGCGGCUCCUCGCCCUCGGGCUCCUCCUGGCUCUGGAGCCCGCGAGCUGCCAGGAAGCCAGGGGCAAACUUCAGCCUUGGUCACAAGGUGUCAUUGCUGUGGUGGUGUUUCUGGUGCUGGUGGCAAUCUGCUUCGUGGUCAACAGGUUCUGGUGCAAGAAGCAGCAGGAUAAUGUUGAGACAGUGGUGAGCAUCGGGGCCAAGGAUGAGGCUGUUGUGCCCAACGGACGUGAAGGGACAUACGUGACCUCUGCAGUGGACUUCAGGUCCAAGGAGAACAAGCACGCCUAUGAAAACACUUUGGAUCUAGAGGAGAAGGUGAUCACCACUGCCAUGUAGCACCAGCUGGUGGCGGGACCCUCUGCACUGACAUCCCCAUGCAUGGCAGCUCCUCUGUCCCAGGCCUUCAGACUUCUGUCCCUCUGUUAGACCCUAGGAGAGGUCUGGGGCUGUCACCUCCCCAAUCCUUUGGCCACCCCCCCACCUUUUCAGCUCAGCUGAUGUCCCCCACCCCCUGGACCAGGGGAUGCUGACCCACUCCAGAUGCUGCUGCAUGCAUGGGACCCCAUGUUCCCUCCCCAAAUCCUUUCCCCUCUGGGAAACUGCCAAUGGAGAACCCACUCUCAUGUCAACAUCUCAUCCUCCUUUUUAUGAACAAAGGCUCCAUGCCAUGCAUUUCAAACUCAGAACAAAUCUCCUCCCCUGUACAUAUCUUCUCUGCCAGCAAUAAAGAGAAUUGCUGUCCA
Lagopus leucura (white-tailed ptarmigan) is the source of this 886-nucleotide messenger RNA. It is a transcript of the gene PDZK1IP1, whose product is annotated as PDZK1 interacting protein 1. NCBI's taxonomy places the organism in Eukaryota, Metazoa, Chordata, Aves, Galliformes, Phasianidae. The record is from RefSeq and is a predicted model, not a curated record. The transcript is spliced from 4 exons. The coding region runs from base 132 to 479 and encodes 115 amino acids.